AUGGCACUUUUGAAAGAUGAAUUCCGUGUCGAACCCAAACAUACGAGGGUGGCAGCUGGAGAAACGGCUUUGCUUACGUGCGGAGCUCCAAAAGGUUUUCCAGAACCGAUUGUCGAAUGGAAAAAAAAUUCACAAACUAUUAAUUUGGACGAUCCACGAAAAAUUCGAAUCGUCGACGGUGGUAAUUUAAUGAUAAACGAUGUUAAACAAACGGACGAGGGAAAAUAUCAAUGCAUAGCUAAAAAUAAAGUGGGAAUAAAAGAAAGUAAAGUCGCCAUAUUGACCGUCAAUGUCAAACCUUUUUUCAAUAAGGAACCGACGGAUGCGACGGCACUCAUUGAAGAAAGUGUUAAAUUUCAAUGUAAAGUCGAAGGGGAUCCUACACCUAAUAUUAUAUGGAGAAAAGAUGAUGGUAAAUUACCAAGCAGAAGAGCACACACUCUUGAAGACCACAGUUUGAUGAUAGAACAUGUUUCUUUAGAAGACGAAGGUAUUUACAUAUGCGAUGCUGAAAAUGUUGUUGGUAAAAUAUCCGCGAGAGCAUCCCUAACCGUUCAUUCUCCACCAACAUUUAUCAGAAAACCACAAAAUCAAAAAGUCGGACUCAAUGGUAUUGCAACAUUUGAAUGCGUUGCCAAAGGAAAUCCUCCUCCGUCGGUUUUUUGGACGAAAGAAGGAUCACAGGAUCUCAUGUUUCCCGGAAAUGCAUACGGUAGAUUUCAUAUCACUCCCGAAGGUUCGUUGCGAAUUCAGGGAGCUCAAAGAGAAGAUUCUGGAUUUCUUGUUUGUUCUGCUCUUUCCGUUGCCGGUUCGGCAACCGUACGAGCAUUUUUACAAGUAACUUCCGUUGCUGAUGUACCACCUCCGAUUCUUGAUUUCGGACCGACAAAUCAAACGCUUCGUUACGGUGAAGUAGCAUCAUUAUUAUGCCAGACGAGUCAGAAAGAUGCCAAAAUAAAAUGGUAUAAAAAUGGAAAUCCUUUAGACGAAGGAAAAGAAAGAUUUCACAUAAAACCAUCCGGAACUCUUUUAAUCGACAGUUUGCAAACUUCGGAUUCUGGUCAUUAUACUUGCACGGCUUCAUCGGAAAGCGGUGAAACAUCUUGGUCGGCAUCUUUGACUGUGGAUCGGGGAAGUUCAACAUCAACAAUACACAGAACUCCAGAUCCUAGUACUUUUCCACUUCCGCCGUUAAAACCAAUGAUCUUAAACGUGACGGAAUCCAGCGUAAAAUUAGCAUGGAAAAACAAUCCGGAAAGGAGAGAAAACGAACCGACAUUAAUCGGAUAUACUAUUGAAUAUUUUAGUUCUGAUCUUCAGACGGGUUGGGUCGUUGCAGCACAUAGAAUCUUAUCAGAAUCGAUAACGAUAACGGAUUUGAAACCGGAUACAAAUUAUAUUUUUCUCGUACGAUCGGAAAAUUUAAAUGGUUUAUCACCUCCUUCGCCAUUGUCUGAACAAGUUAAAACUCUCGGUGGAGAUUUACGAGCAGUUUCAAAAUCGGAAUUAGACGAAGCUCGAUCUAGACUUAGUACAAAAGUUGUAGAAUUGAAGCAUAUCGAAGCCAUAUCUUCAACUUCUGUACGAUUAAAUUGGAAGAUUUUAAAUGCUCAAGAAUUCGUUGAAGGUCUUUACGUUAGAUUUCCUACAAGUUAUUUAGUUUCUAAUUUGAAAAAAUACUCAAAAUAUGAAUUUUUCUUAGUGCCUUUUUAUAAAUCCGUCGAAGGACAGCCUUCAAAUAGUCAAUCAGUUCAAACAUUGGAAGAUGUUCCAUCAGCACCACCUGAUAAUAUUCAAAUCGGUAUGUUAAAUCGUACAUCGGCCUAUGUUCAUUGGUCUCCUCCACCUCCGCAACAUCACAAUGGUGUCAUUUUGGGUUACAGGAUACAAAUAAAAGGAAACAGCAGUAAAAUCCUUGCUCAAAUGUCUUUAAAUUCACCAAAAACAAGCGUUAUAUUAAAUAAUUUAACGACCGGAAGUACUUAUCACGCCCGAGUUGUCGCAUUUACUAAAAUCGGUGCCGGUCCUUAUUCUCAAUCGCACACUUUGAUUAUGGAUCCUAAUUUUAUACAUUCCUAUCCUUCGAGAGCUCAUCCUAGCGAAGGAAGUAGAGUUAGCAUAGUACAAGAAACUUGGUUUCUCAUAUUAAUGAUUCUCAUGGUUUUAACUAUAAUUUUGGGUUUUGCCGGAUUAUUUUAUUUAAAAAGACGACAAAGUUUAGCCAAAGAAUUGGGACACUUGAGCGUACCGGUUGUUAAUGCAAAUGAUAUGACGCAAUUAAAUCUUAUCAAUGGAAAAGAAACUCUUUGGAUCGAUAGAGGUUGGCGACAAAAUGACAAAGAUUCUAAUCUUUCCGAUAUAAAACUUUUAAAUCACGAUUUAACAUCGAAUGCAACGGAUUAUGCAGAAGUUGACACGAGAAAUUUAUCGACUUUUUAUUCUGCUAGAAGAGAACACGAAAAUCCUACGCCAUAUGCAACAACAACACUUAUAAACACACUUCACAGAAACGAAAUGGACUCAAAUCAAUUUUCUGGAAUGAGUUUGUGCUGUCCUGGAGGUGAUACUAAAACUUGCAGUUCCGGCGGAAGUGAUUCUUGCACCAAACCACAACAUAGUCCAAGCCCACUCUCAGAACAGGGACUCUAUAUUGAUGAAAAUGGGAUUUCAAGGUCACAACCGACAAAAAUAUCAAAUCAAAAUCGUUGUAAAUAUCCACUUCCUUAUUCAGUAGGCCCUCCUCAUCAAAAUUACAAUCAAAAUCCUCCACCUUUACCCAAUUGGUCCGAGUUCCUUCCUCCUCCUCCCGAACAACCUCCUCCUAGUCGAAAUUUGAGUUCCUUUAAUUCUCCACAAUUAAGUAAAAGAACGGGAAUGUCUUCCGGAUCCCAUUGCGGGACUCAUCGAAGUGGUUCGAGCGGUGCAAGUAAUUAUGACGGACAACGACGAUGUCCGCCACCUAAUCAGCAUCCACCUCCUGUAAGAAUUCAACAAAAAUAA
Pediculus humanus corporis (human body louse) is the source of this 3000-nucleotide messenger RNA. RefSeq lists its product as uncharacterized. Gene Ontology annotation, cellular component: plasma membrane; axon. Gene Ontology annotation, molecular function: protein binding. Bases 1 to 3000 code for a protein of 999 amino acids. Lineage: Eukaryota; Metazoa; Arthropoda; Insecta; Psocodea; Pediculidae. The transcript is spliced from 16 exons. The record is from RefSeq and is a predicted model, not a curated record. Gene Ontology annotation, biological process: axon guidance; cell-cell adhesion.